This is a messenger RNA of Cotesia congregata, 1641 nucleotides long. The record is from the annotation of a GenBank genome assembly. NCBI's taxonomy places the organism in Eukaryota, Metazoa, Arthropoda, Insecta, Hymenoptera, Braconidae.
AUGAAGUCGACGGGUGCGAAAGAGCAUCGGGGAUGUGUGCUCCUCAAACCAGAGGAAAAUGAAGAGAUUUUUCGAUUAAUUGGUAAUCGUUGUCAGUGCCUAGCAGCGGGUGUAAUUCAAUUGUAUUUAACAGAAUUACCCGACCACCGAGAAUGGAUAAAAAAAAAUACCGGAAUAAUAACAUUGAUACGGGAUAACCCGAAAAGAAGUUAUUUUCUAAGAUUAUAUUGUCCGCAACGAAAAGCAAUGCUGUGGGAACAAGAGCUGUACAAUUCGAUGGACUACAAUGCUCCGCUGACAUAUUUCCAUACAUUUGAAGGCGAAGAAUGUAUGGUUGCAUUUAAUUUUGCUAAUGAAACCGAAGCCGUUAUUAUGAGGAAUAUUAUUUUAGAAAGACUCAAUAGCAAUAAACAGAGGCGGCAGGAGCGUAAAACUAGAAUAGAAACAGAUACUCAGCAAAAAGUAGUCACGUUGCCAAGGAGGAGCCCCAAUAGCUCCACUAAUUUUUUCUCUUCGACCACCAGUGUCAAUAUGAUGAAUGGGUCCUCAUCUUCGGUCAGUGUCAACGGGGGUUUGUCUGGUAGCGCGAUGUAUUUGAGGAAGAAAAAGCGCAAGAAAGAUCACAAAAGAAAAUUAACUGUAGCUGAUAUUAGUCAACCUUCAAAUUUUAGACACGUAGUGCAUUUAGGUAGUGACACGAGUAAAUGUAUCGACCCAGAGUCAAUAGAUCCAACAUUAAGAAAAUUUUUCGACGUAGCUGGUGUGACAAAGCAGCAACUGACAAGCCGUGAGACCCGUGACUUUAUUUAUGAUUUUAUUCUUGGCCACGGCGGAAUAACAGCUGUGAAAAAUGAAUUAGGUUUAACAAGUACUUCGGUUCCAACAUCCGCAGAUAACAAUCAUCAUCCCUUACCUCCCCCGCCACCGACAGCAGACAAUCCACCACCGAUACCAGCUCGAACGGUCCCCGUUACCAGCAGUCCGGGAAUAAAUAAUAACCAAUCGCGGACUACGAGACCUUUGCCUCCAGCACGGACAAACGUCCCGCCACCCCCGCCAAGCGCUCCACCUGCACACAGGACUCUGCCGUCGAGGCCACCACCGCCAGCAGGAUCACCCGCGCUGCCUCCGCCGCCUCCCGCGGUUCCGCCGCCACCGCCUAGGAGCAGCUCAAGUAUAUCCAAUGUGUCGAAUUCUUCGGGGAGUGCUCCAGCUCCUCCACCUCCGCCACCUCCACCACCUCCUCUUCCGGAGCUCAAUGCGGACAAUAGUCCCGCGAGUAAUUUUAAUUCUUCGUCGUCUUCUAUUAGUGGUAAUAAUAACGGUGAAUUUAACGACUUGAGGCCGAAACUUAUGGAUGCAAUUAGAAGUGGCACUACUCUUAAGAAAGUCGAGCAAACAGAAAAGAAGACAACUCCCGUUAUGGACUCGAGAAGUGAUUUACUAAAUCAAAUAAGGCAAGGAGUUGAAUUAAAACCCGUGGUUAAUGAACCAAAACCAGCUUCGAUAGGAGUCGCUCAAGGUGGACUGGCCUCGGCUCUGUCGGCAGCUCUAGCCGAGCGGUCGCGUUUGCUUGGUUACACUGGGGACAGUCAAGACUCGAGCAGUGGUACCAGUGAUGACGAUGAGUGGGACGAUUAG